This is a messenger RNA of Epinephelus moara (kelp grouper), 3282 nucleotides long. RefSeq lists its product as uncharacterized. The coding region runs from base 42 to 695 and encodes 217 amino acids. The transcript has 6 exons. Lineage: Eukaryota; Metazoa; Chordata; Actinopteri; Perciformes; Serranidae. The record is from RefSeq and is a predicted model, not a curated record.
GGGUUUCCAGUUACAUUCCGAAGCUAAUCAGCUGUAGCAUCAUGAAUCUGUGGAUCAGCAGUCAACUCCUGGUAGUGGGGCUGUUUCUAAGCACCUCGGCUCUGACACCUGAAGAAUGCCAACCCUUGGUCACACCUCUGUCUCUGGCCGACCCUUCCAUAAUGUACGGCAGGACGAACUUCAUCAUGGGUUACACUGAUAAUGAAGUAUUUAAAGGUAUCCUGAAGCUAACCAAGAGCUGCUGGUUAAACAUCACCCCGUCAUCAAAUGUCACUGAAGCUUUCAUGUCUCAGGAGAACAAGAUAAAUGGAACCUGCUGGAGCUCAACUUUCAACAUAACUAUUGACGGCAACACUGCAUCAGCAUCACUCGCGAACUUCAGCUCAGUGAUCCAUGUGUUGCCGAGCUGUGAUGGCUGUCUGCUCAUGAGCCUGAACAGCACUGCCAGAAACCUCGACAAGUUACUGCACAAGAUGAAUUUCAACAGCAACAUUACAGAGGACGAGAUCCACGCUCAGGCUCUUUAUUUGAUGAUUUUCUUUCCAGCCAGAGAGUCGACCCUAAAGGACUCGGACAUGGAACAUUUCAAGCAGCAGGCGAGCUGCCUCGGCUUCUCUGGAGAGCCAGACUACCUCUACGACCCCAAAAAUGAGUUCUGUGCUGAAGGCGAGGGCAUUAAGAUGACGUUUGACUGAAUUUAAGAACAAUUGUCAUGAAUAUUUCAAACUGAAAUCGAGCAAGUAAAGAAACAAUUAGACUUAAAACAUCAAUAAUGUGGUCCUUGUUUUUAUUUAGAAUUGAAUAAAAUGGUGUAACACCAAGGUUUUUCAAACUGUGAAGGCCAAAACACACCGGCAGCGAAUGCAACACCUCAAAAAAUAUGCCCCCAAUUAUUUUCAGUCUACAACCCAACACUGGCAGCAGCUAGAUAUGCAUCGGUGCUCCUGGACACGCCGCCCCGUGGCACUUCAUGCCACCAGAAUUAAAUGCAUUUUUCCCCUACUCACUUUCUGUUUGUACAUACCAGCUCCCAUAGCAGCUCUUUUUCUCUGCUCCUAUGGCAGCUCGACUUCUCUCCUCACCAUGGAUGUAUAAAGAAAACUUUGGAGCUGUUAUUGUGUCUCAUGUGUGACGAAGCAACACACUCUCACUCCGACCUUGUCACAUAUUGAUGUACUUGGUCAUGGACGCUGUGUCAAGUUAAGCCUAUUACGUGCAUUGUCCUCUUUCAAAAUUCAUCUCUGUUUUCACAGGAAAUUUAACAUUUACAUACAGUCUCUUUCAAAAUAAACACACUACGUCUAUACAACACAGCGAAUUGACGUUUUUUCCCUUCAACAACAAAAACACGGUUAGGUUUAGAAAUAAAAGAACAGGGCUUGGCUUUAGAAUCUUGCGGGAUCCCACCGCUCUCUCAGGUGAAAGUCUGUGUUUGUUAAAAAAUCAAGUUUAAUUAGGGGCUGUCCACACAUGAUUUUAAGCUAAUGCAGAGGUGGAGGAAGUACAGAUCUUUCAGUAAAAAUAGUAAUAAUUUUGCAUGGUCAUCUUUUGACGAGCUGCAGCGCAACAUGCGCAGGACCGGUGUGUUUUCAGCUUGAGUUGCCACCCCAGGGGGGAGUGGGACACUUGAAAAGGGGGUGUAGAGGAAAAGAGGUGAGGUAAUAAUACUGUGUGAGGUGACAGGGACAGGUGGUGCAUACAGGUGUUCUAACAACAGGAAGUAUCUUAUUGUAGUUUGGCUGCUGAUUUGACCGCUCACCGACAUGAUCAGCAGUUGGAGCCACAGCAGUUACUUUAAAUCUAGCAGAGACUGAAAGCUUCAAUUUGCAUCAAAAAUCAUUUCAUGGGGUCAUAACAUGAUCUAUACUUCCUAACGAUAUCAUUAUCUCCAAUGUCCAUCCAGAAUUAACAUCCAUCUACUUAGUUAUCAGAUAAAAAAAGAUGCUGCAGAACUUGCAUAAAAACAUCAUGUGUUAAAGUUUUCUUCAGUAUCCCAGUAAUCCAGUGAAAAUUGUCUGUACAUCCAUGAGAACACUGCAGACAGGAACUGCUAAUAGAUCAUUCAGCAGACUUUUAAUGGAGACAAUUAGACCAAAUGAAAACUUUAACAAAUGACCGGUGACCAGCUGGUAAGUCUCAGAUAAAGUAGAUGUUGUAAGUUGAAAAAGUACUCGAAUGUAAAUGAGAGGAGAACAGAAUGAUGAAUUAUCCUAUAAAGGCCUAUAAUAAAUAUAUAAUAUAUUUUCAGAUUUGACACAAACGUUAACUUGGAUUCAAUGAUAAACUGAUUAGAUUUUGAUGGUCAAAGGUCAAGGUCACUGUGACUUUGCAAUUGGUCUCCUUCUUGUGAAUGCAAUAUCUCAAGGGUGCCUUGAUGGAAUUUGUUCAAAUUUGGUAAAAAUGUUGGACUCAACGAUGAACUGAUUUGAAUUGGGUGGUUGUAGGUCAAAGGUCAACGUCACUGUGACUUUGUAAAAUGUGUUUGUGGACAUAACUCAAGAAUUCAUGCAUUUUUUCUCAAAAAUGUCUGUCAGAAUAAAAUGAUAAAGUGAUGACAUUUUAUAACCAAAAGGUCAAAGGUCAGCUUCACUGUGACAUCAUCAACGUCAUAUGUCAGGAAAAGAAGGGGAGACAUUUGGUCAAAUACUGAAUUGGUGACACUGAUCUUCAAACUGUGCUGAUUGUAUAGAUCUUCUGUGUGUGAAGCAUCCAUGUUUUCACAGAUAUGGAUGGAAACUGUAAAGUCCAGUUGAGACCAAAGAUUUGUGAGGAGAGAAAACUGUUUUAGAAAGCUGCAGAGAAACAUUGCAGCAGUGUGAACUGGCUGGUCUGAGCUCGACUCAUGCCAGCUGAUGGUGUCACCUGCAACUUAGCUGGUCAAAUCACCGGCGGCUGCUUUCAAAGCACGUCACCUGUUUCAACAGCCAAUUAGCUUAUAGUGAAGUUCGCUGGUCAAUUCAAAAUGACUGCAGACGGCAUCUUCGCUUGCUCGACACGGUGUGCCAGUAUCGGACGGUGGGUCGCUGCUGCUGCUUGUUGUGUGUGCUUGUGCCCCGCCCAAACACACAUUCUCAUUGACUGAUUAAUUGGCGCUGGAUAUUUAUUUUAUUGUGGCGUAGUGAUUAUGAAUACAGUCCAUCUGAUGCUGGUUUUAUUUCAUCACUACUACAAAUGCAACUGUGGCCAGUAUCUCACUAUCCUCAGCCUCAUUCAUAUUCUAAGAAGCUACAAAUAUUAUUCAGCCACAAAAUAGGCCUGAAAAGCUGCAAAUCAGAAUAGCAG